Molecule: messenger RNA, 1632 nt
Organism: Prunus avium (sweet cherry)
Lineage: Eukaryota; Viridiplantae; Streptophyta; Magnoliopsida; Rosales; Rosaceae
Source: RefSeq, a predicted model, not a curated record
CGAAGAAGCAGUGGAUAAUUGACACUUCUGCUGAAGAGUCGCCAGAGUAGACUUAAUAGAGACUGCUCGCCCUUAUUUCAGGUUCCCGAUUUUCUCGUUGUCUCUCUCCAAACAGAAACUACUUUCUCUCACUUUCUCGCGCGUUUUCUCGGCAAAUUUAAGAAACUGACAGACAAAUAUAACCUCUCCGCACAGCUCAGUUCUAUUAUCACUCCAAAUUUCAGCAGAAAACGAGAUCUGGAAAUCUAGGGUUCUGAAAAUCGGUAUAAAAUGCAGAGGCAGACUAGACUCAUGGAGAGGACCAACUCUAUGAGAGGGAAGAGGCAAAUGGAAGGGGGAGAGGAGGAGCAGCCGGAGCGAAAGCGGCCGGCUCUCGCUAGUGUAAUUAUAGAAGCUCUCAAGGUGGACAGUCUGCAGAAGCUAUGCUCAUCAUUGGAACCUAUUCUUCGUAGAGUUGUAAGUGAAGAAGUGGAACGUGCGUUGGCUAAGUUAGGCCCUCCGAGAGUUAAUGGAAGGUCUUCCCCAAAACGGAUUGAAGGUCCCAAUGGGCAAAACUUGCAGCUAGAGUUUAGGUCCAAUUUGUCUCUUCCGAUCUUCACUGGAGGGAAAGUUGAAGGCGAGCAGGGUGCUGCAAUUCAUGUUGUUUUGGUUGAUAGAAACACACAGCGAGUUGUGACUUCGGGACCCGAAUCCUCUGUAAAACUGGAUGUUGUUGUGCUUGAAGGUGAUUUCAACAAUGAAGAUGAUGAAGGCUGGACUCAAGAAGAAUUUGAUAGCCAUGUGGUGAAAGAGCGUGAAGGGAAGAGACCUCUGUUGACUGGGGAACUGCAAGUGACCCUCAAAGAAGGGGUAGGAACACUAGGGGAUCUGACCUUUACAGAUAACUCAAGUUGGAUACGAAGCAGGAAGUUCAGGCUUGGAAUGAAAGUUGCUUCGGGAUUUUGUGAGGGCAUGCGCGUACGUGAAGCUAAGACAGAAGCUUUUACUGUUAAAGAUCACAGAGGAGAAUUGUACAAGAAACACUACCCACCAGCAUUAAGUGAUGAUGUAUGGAGAUUGGAGAAGAUUGGCAAGGAUGGGGCAUUCCAUAAGAGGCUAAACAAUGCAGGAAUAUUCACAGUUGAAGAGUUUCUUCAGCUUGUGGUCCGAGAUUCUCAAAAAUUACGGAAUAUUCUUGGAAGCGGUAUGUCGAACAAGAUGUGGGAUGCUCUUUUAGAACAUGCAAAGACUUGUGUCUUGAGUGGGAAGCUUUAUGUUUAUUAUCCUGAAGAUACAAGAAAUGUUGGUGUUGUUUUUAACAACAUCUAUGAACUGAGUGGCCUCAUCGCUGGGGAGCAGUUUCACUCUGCCGAUGCUCUAUCUGACAGCCAGAAGGUGAAUAUUAACCUCUUUCUUUUGGUUUAUUUUAUUUUUCUUGGAAUGUGGUCUCACUUUUUUAUUUUUUGGUCGGUCAAUCUUUGUGUUCUUUUAGAUUACAUAUUUCAAAAUAAAUUUUCCUUUUGCUGCAAGGUUUUAUAUUUGACACAUAGUGGAAGAGUUGAAACAGGUUCACCAAGGAGAAUUAAUGUAGGGAGAUGAGUUUUGUUUUUUGUUUUGUUUUUUUUCUGAUAAUUCAUGUUAGGAGGAUGUGCU